AUGUCCCCCGUCGCCAUCAACGAUCCCACCGAGAAGCGCACCCAGGCGCCCACCAAGCCCUGGAAACCCGUGCAGACGUCGCCCCUCGUCGAGCGCAUCUCGAACCCGAUCCGCGAAAUCGUCGCCAACAUCGACCUCUCUGCUCCGCCCGAGAAGGGCGUCGAGAAACCACUCAUCAACCUCGGAUUGGGCGACCCUUCGGUUGCAGGCAACUUCCCGCCUGCGCCUGAAGCUAUCGCAGCCAUCGAGGCGAGUCUCAAGUCCGGACGCGCGCUGGGCUACCCCGAGAGCGUCGGGUACCCUGAUGCCCGCGAGGCCGUCGCCAACUACUUUGACGAGGGGCCGGGAGGGAACUGGCGCAUCUCGAAGCAGGAUGUCGUCAUGGCGCACGGAGCGAGCGGCGCUCUCGAGAUGUGCAUCUCAGUCCUCGCGAGCGAGGGCAAGAACGUCCUCUUCCCCAAGCCCCUCUUCACCGCCUACGAGACGAUGGCUGCGACGACCGGUGCCGAGAUCCGCUACUACAACCUCCUUCCCGAGUCGAACUGGGAGGUCGACCUUGCGCACCUCGAGUCGCAGAUUGACGAGAACACGGCGUUCUGUAUCCUCAACAACCCGUCGAACCCGUGCGGCUCCAACUGGAGCGAGGCGCACCUCCGCGACAUCGCCGCCGUCAUGAACCGCCACCAAGUCGUCGUGAUCGCCGACGAAGUCUACGCCGGCCUCGCGUGGAACGUCACCGGUCCCCCUCCCGCUUCCGCCACUCAGCCCGCCGUCGAAGGCAAGUUCAACCGCCGCGUCUUCACGCCUUACGCUUCGGUCUGCGGCUCGGCACCUUGCCUCGUCGUUGGAGCCGUCUCGAAGCGGUGGCUCGCACCGGGCUGGCGUCUGGGCUGGACGAUCGUCCACGAUCCGCUCGGCGUGAUGGGUGCCGUCCGCAUCGCACUCGGCAAAAAGGCCUUCGUGAUCCAAGGCCCAAACUCGACGAUGCAGCGCGCCCUCCCCUCGAUCCUCGCCAACACUCCCGAGUCGUUCUACGUCAACACGAUGGUCGAGCUCGAGCGCGUCGGAAAAGCCCUCUUCGACCGCCUCGCCCGCAUCCCCGGUCUCAAGCCCUGCCUCCCGCAAGGCGCGAUGUACCUCAUCUGCGGCUACGAAGGCCUCGAUUUCGAAGACGACAAGGCGUUCGUCACUGCGCUUCACAAGGAGGAACGCGUGUUCAUCCUUCCUGGCGCGGCGUUCCGUUUGGAUGGGUUCAUGCGGUUCGUCACGACUACGCCGCUCGAGACGCUGCUUGAUGCGUGCGACCGCCUCGAGGCGUUCUGCGCAAGGCAUCGCAAGGUCGUCGCUUAG
Molecule: messenger RNA, 1350 nt
Organism: Rhodotorula toruloides NP11
Lineage: Eukaryota; Fungi; Basidiomycota; Microbotryomycetes; Sporidiobolales; Sporidiobolaceae
Product: tyrosine aminotransferase
Exons: 2
Coding region: 1-1350 (449 amino acids)
Biological process (GO): amino acid metabolic process; biosynthetic process
Molecular function (GO): transaminase activity; pyridoxal phosphate binding
Source: RefSeq, a predicted model, not a curated record